Molecule: messenger RNA, 3326 nt
Organism: Oncorhynchus nerka (sockeye salmon)
Lineage: Eukaryota; Metazoa; Chordata; Actinopteri; Salmoniformes; Salmonidae
Product: B-cell CLL/lymphoma 6 member B protein-like
Exons: 4
Coding region: 1232-2860 (542 amino acids)
Biological process (GO): regulation of transcription by RNA polymerase II
Molecular function (GO): RNA polymerase II cis-regulatory region sequence-specific DNA binding; DNA-binding transcription factor activity, RNA polymerase II-specific
Source: RefSeq, a predicted model, not a curated record
UCCAGACUGGAGUGCUUGCUGUAGCCACGGAGGACCCCACCCUCGCCCCAGCACUGCCCAGGGCCCAAUGCAGCAUCACGGAGUCUGCAGUCCAUGAGGACCUGCUGAUAUCCAGUGUUGCUGGUAGGAGAGACUGGUCCUCUGAAGCGGCUGGUCACAACCAUGGCCCCAGAUCAGGACCUUGGAUCAGGAGCCGUCGCUGUUUAUUCCAGUAGAAACCGGGAGCGAACCACGAGGGACAGAGACUCCACCACUACACAGAACACAACCAGUGGACAGAAUAACUUCAGUCCUGGUGGUCAUCAGAGAGACAGAGGCUCCAGUCAGGGAUCCAGUCUGCAGUCCAGACCCUUCUCUUCACAGUCUCAGUGCAGGGAUAGAACAGGAGGGUCUAUCUCUAUGAUACAAACACCACAGUAUCCAUGAUGAACAGAGCAGGUCACCCUGGGCUUCAGCCUUCACAUAGUGGUGGGAGAUCCCCCUGGUGGUAGUCUGGUAGUCUAUCAGCAAGUCUGUCUUUUCCUUCAGGGUCUUGUUUAAUGCCUGGGGACUGGGUUGGUAGAAGGCCUGGACCUGGGUCUAGCCUUCCUUAGCUACCUCAUGGUUACCCCAUGAAUGCAGACAGGGUCAGGAUGGGCGUUCACCACAAAAGGUACCCAUCUAACACUAGGGCUAAGAGGGUAAUUAACCACAUAUCCCUCAUUAACUUGUCAUUUGAAACAUGCUUGUGUAAAUAUCUGUUUUUAGAGAGACAGUAAACCUAGGCUAGAACAAGGACAGUUGAGUAUUUACCUUACUGGGGUGAUGUAGAUGGAAUAAAGUAUUUCUAAUAUGUUCUCCUGUAUUCUUGCUAACACACUUCUUUCUAAACAAGUCGGCUCUAAGCUUGAAAGAUAGAUACUGAUCAUGAAUAGGAGAUUUGAUAAGUACCGUAAUUCAAAGAACAGCGCGCAUAUUUUUUUUCAUUUAACCACACCAUUUGAGCUAUGACGCCGACCAAUUAGAUCCUUUUUCGUCAGUGUUAACGGAAGUGAACAUUAAAUCAAGAACAAUUUUGUACGUUAGUGUUUUUGAUUGUUGUUAUUUAGACGUUUAUUAACACCCUGUAACUCAACAUAUGACUAAUUUAUCUGCAAAGAAUCACAUACCCCAGCUAGUAUUUAAUUCGCGUUGGAGACUGGAAUUGGUUGAUUGAUGUUAUUUAAGUAAAGCUAGCUAGUAGCUGCUAACAAUGGCUAAACGUAUGGUUUUUCACACUCAAAUAGCCUCCAUCAUGGAGGUGCUAGCGAAUGCAGCCGUGGCAGAGAUCUGUAAACUCGUCGACGACGACUAUGCAGUGUUUUGUUUGGAAAUAACUCAAAGCCAGAAAGAAAACAGGACAUUGCGGACAGAACUGAAAGUGGCACGGGAGCGCGCAGAGAAGACAGCGCGAGAGCGCGCCCUAGCUACUCGUCCCAGUAGUGUCAAGAUCCUCGACCGAUACAGAGGAAUGGCAAGAGGUGAAAGCCACAGGAGCUUUGUGAAGCCAGUGGGACACAACGCGUGGAUAGAUGACCAACCCAUAGCUAUAGAUGAGGGGAGUGGAACCUCACCCCAGCAUGUUAUCGUGGAAGAGACUGCAGAGGCUGCAGGUCCUGGGGUCAAGCUGGAGAGGUCUGAAGGAGAGGACCCACAGCACAGCAGAGACAUCCAGGAUGGUGCCGCGUCUGGAGUGGCACCCCCUGUAGCCAUGGAGGACCCCACCACCACACCAGCGCUGCCCAGGACCCGACACAGCAUCACAGACGUCAGUGGAACGCUGAAUGCUGUCCUGAAGUCAGAGACAUACACUACGACUUUAACAGUGCUGGAGCGACUGGGCAGUCCCCCUGGUCGCCACUCUGAGUAUUUACUUUACGGGAGCCCGAGGAAGGUUCUGUCUCAUCAGGACUCAAGUGACACGUUACAGAAUAGCAAUGAUCCGUCGUAUUCAUACACUACAGAGACGAUACCUGAUGACAUGCCUGUGGGCUUAGAUACACAGACUAAUCCAAUGAGAGGGGACUGGAACCAGUACAGCAGUAGUAUAUACUCUGAAGGGUCCCUAGAUAAGAAAGGGGGGGGUCUGGUUGUAGAUGAGGUGACUGUGAAGGAGGAGGGCGACCCUCCUCUGACAUGGAAUGCAGACGACACUCACUUAGGAGAAGGACAGUCACAGGGCAACACAAGUGACUUCUUAGACUACAGGGAAAGCUUAGAGCCAAAUCCAAAUAUCGCAACCCACUCCCCUUUACACGCGUUCAGGGAUUCAGACCCAGAGUCCACAUCGAUGGCACCUUCCAAUUCACACGGCUGUGUCCUUUUCGAUCAGGUAUUGAAUUCAAAGGAUGUAAGGUCCAAGACUCGAGGAGGGGGAGCAACAUCAGGCAACAGUAAAGAGAAACAGUUCCUCUGCAUGUUCUGUAAGAAAGGCUUCAGCUGCCCCCAGAAGGUGGAGAUCCACCAGAGGGUCCAUACAGGGGAGAAAUUAUUUAGUUGUACCCAGUGUCACAUGCGCUUCACCCAGGCUGGCACCCUGAAGAGACACCAGAGGGUCCACACAGGGGAGAAACCCUUCAGCUGUACCCAGUGUCACAUGCGCUUCACACAGUCUGGCAACCUGAAGAUUCACCAGAGGGUCCACAUAGGGGUGAAACCCUUCAGCUGUACCCAGUGUCACAUGUGCUUCUCCCAGGCUUGGAACCUGAAGAGCCACCAGAGGGUCCACUCAGGUGAGAAACCUUUCAGCUGUCCCCAGUGUCACAUGAGCUUCUCCCACUCAUCCAGCCUGAAGAGGCACCAGAGGGUCCACACGGGGAAGAAAAUGUACAGCUGCCACUAGUUUGGAAAUACUUUUCCCCCACCAGAACCAGCUGAAGAUGCACCUGAAGCUUCACAUGGGAGAAAGGAAGUUUGCCUGUGAGCACUGCAGAAAGAGGUUCUCAUAGGAGCUACCUCAGGAUACACCAGCAGAAAAAACAUUUCAUUAUAUAACGUAGAAAGUAACCAUUCCACUUGAUAGCUUCUGACGUUUAGAUCAAACCUUGCAUUGAAGACAAAGAUACAUUCCGAUUUAGAAUUAGAAGAGUAACAGAUUUCAGUGUUGAAUAUUCCUGUGUAGAAUAUUGCAGCCAGGCAGUGGCCGUGUCCAAAUACCCAUACUAGCGUACUUCAUACUUAAACUGCAUAUUCAUUUUGGCAUUUGAUCUAGUAGAAUUCACUAAUGUUUUCCAACUCAUGUGUUUGAUAACAGCUGAUAAUCCAAGAAAUUGAUGUGCUGUAUAAAAAUGAAAGCAUGGUGGGAGUGG